Portunus trituberculatus (swimming crab) is the source of this 3460-nucleotide messenger RNA. Its product is annotated as probable G-protein coupled receptor Mth-like 4. Bases 229 to 1986 code for a protein of 585 amino acids. NCBI's taxonomy places the organism in Eukaryota, Metazoa, Arthropoda, Malacostraca, Decapoda, Portunidae. Gene Ontology annotation, cellular component: membrane. The transcript has 9 exons. Gene Ontology annotation, biological process: G protein-coupled receptor signaling pathway; cell surface receptor signaling pathway. Gene Ontology annotation, molecular function: G protein-coupled receptor activity. The record is from RefSeq and is a predicted model, not a curated record.
UGGUGGAGUGGUGCACAGUGCGCUGUUCAGUGAGGCGGCGGCAAGGACUUGAGGAGGUUGUACGCCGCAUCCUCUCCUUGAAAGCUUGGGCAUGUAUUGUGUUUAUCAUAGAAACCGAGGCUACACAUGACCUAUAAAGGGAAACUUACGUAGAGCUAUCACCAUCACUCGAUCUUCAGGGGUGUGUGAGGAAUCUUCCAACUGCAUCAAGAGUUGGUGUCAGACAAAAUGCAGAGACUGAUAAGUCUGGCGGGUUUGGUGAUGGUGGCAGUGGCCGCCGUGGAAGGCUCCUCUGCCAGGCCUGGACUCAGUUGGUGCUCUGAGUCGACGAUUGACAACAUGAAGAUUACUAAGGACAAGAAGCCAGAACUUGGUCAGAUAGAGGUUGUGGUGAAAGAGUACAUAGAGCAGAAUGUGGUGGAGGAGGUGUUCAUAAGAAAGGAACCUCAGUGCGAAGGGAUCACAAAGCCGCAGACGACAGUCAUCGACUGGGAGAACGCGGAACUCGUGAAGCAAGAUGAUGGUAAUAUCAGUCUCUUCUGGAAACCACCUGACACGAUGCCAAUCUUUCAGGAAGUUGACAACUUUUGCAUCACCAACAAGAAUCCUCAGAAUCCGGAAGAACAGUCAACAGAACAGUUUAGAACUUUGUUUGCAAAAUUCUGCUUUCCGGAUCCUUUUUUGGAGUUGAAAGAUGAGAUGAGAUUUUGCUCAGAUAUUAGUUGUGUGCGUAAGUGUUGUCCAGAGGGAAUGUCACUGAUUUCGAGGUCCAAUUGUGGGCCUGUGGAUCCCUUGGAGGAAUGGCUGCCUGACGCCUCGAUGACUGUGCUGUACGGGCCGCCACGCCACUGUGCCGAUGUCUUGAUUUUCCGCAACUUCUCCAUUCUACCCUCAGGAAUUAUUGAUUUGGAUGGAGGAUUACAAGUGAACGUUGACAGCUACUGUGUGGAACAAAUCGGCAAUCCACCCUCCCUGGUGGCCAUGUCUUGUGCCAACCAAGUGACCUCUGAGUACUGCGAGUGGAGACACAUGGUGCUCAGGCCAGUGCUGCAGUGGAUCUCAGUCGCAUGUCUCAUCCUCGUUUUGAUUGUGUACGUCUCCGUGGCCAGGCUGCGAAGUUUGAAUGAGGGCCGCUCCAUCAUCUCGCUUGUCAUUGCACUCGGCGUCGCCUACGCAUGUCUUAACGUUGUCAAGCACACGAUAGUCCAAGGCAACACCCAGGCUUGUGAGGUGGCAGCACGGCUGGCUCACUUCGGCUUCUUGGCUUCAUAUUUCUGGAUGAAUGUCAUCAGUUUUCAUACCUUUGUCAAACUCAGGUCACCGAUAAGCGACAAGUGGGAGAAACCAUUGGUGUUCAGCCUGUACUCCCUCUAUGCCUGGGGCGUGCCGUUGGCAGUGGCGGUGGUGGGCGCAGUGCUGGACGCCGUAGAUUCUCAUGCUGUCAGGCCGCACUUUGAGAACUGCUGGUUCCAAGACACGCGAGAGAUGUUGGCCUACAUGUACAUCCCCAUGAUGGUGGUGAUCUGCAUCAACUUCUUGUUCUUCCUGGGAUGCGUGGUCUUCAUGUGUCGCAGGAGUGGGCGGGUUACCUUCAGUCCUUCCUCCAGCCAACACAGCACCUUCAGUAAACAAGACAGGAAAUGUAUCAAUAAUUACAUUAUGAUGCACCUUUCCAUUGCUGCUGCCGGUGCUCCUGAUGACGCCUGCAGCGCGUGGCUCUACGUCAGGCUCUUCAUACUCACGGGCAUCCUCUGGCAUACGGAAGUGGUGGCGUGGUACUUCUUCGAAUACUGCAGCAUACUGGAAUGGACCGCCGACAUACUCAACUCCCUGCACGGCGUCUUUGUGUUCAUCGUCACGAUCUGCUUCAGGAAGGACCUCAAGGUGUUCCAUUGUGGGCGUCCUAAACUCGUCCAGAAGGGAAGGCAGAGCGAGAUCACCACCACGGAGGCGUCAGAAAUGGCGGCGAAUCCCUUGGUAUCGUAAAUGCUGCCGACACUUCCUGGAGGCUCCACUAUUUUUUUCAUAUUUCUCUUUUGCUCCUUUACUUUCAAACUCGUGUAUGUUGUCCACUUUCUUUCUAAACGUCACUCUUGUUACUCAAUAUAAAUAACAAGGCGAGUGCAAUGGCUAUCAUUAAGGAUCCGAGAUAAAAAAAAUCAAAACAAGACUCGGUUAUUAGUAGCAAACAUAGAGUUUUGUAAUCACUACAUAUAGAUAAAUUAUCUCUUUGUCUGUAUAGUAUAGUAGUAUGUCAUCCUUUACUUUAAAUAAAAUUUAUUCCUUUCAAUGCGAUAUGAAACCAGAAAUAAUCCAUUUAAUCUUUAUACACAUCUAUAAGAAGAAGAGGGAUUAAAAAGAACAUACAUUUUUCUUUUGAAGUUUCUGCCCAGUCUAAACACUGGAAGAGGCUGUGGAACAAACAAAGAUGCCUCAGUCAUUAGCUAUUAAGGAAUGCACCAAAUAACUAUCAUCUGGUUAAUUACGUAUGGAUAUGGAUAUUUCAUACUUCUCUUUUUAAACCUACGGUAUUUCUGUAUCUAUUUGUUUAUUUUAUUCAUUCAUUACUUGUCUAGCCACGAUAAUUGAUAACAACAUGUUCUCUACGAGUAUGUAGAAAUAGCAGCAAAUGAUGUAACCGCUUUGUUAUUUAUACCGAGUCUUCGAUUCCCCCCACCAAUCUGGUACUCGAACAGUCAUUCACACACCUGCCAGUACAUCACAGCAGUGAUGCGUCACUGCUGAGUCAUGAUUCCAUUUUUUGUCACGAAGAAAGCUGCAUCCGUGGAUAUUUAAUAAUCAGGCACUGUGGUGCAUAAAUAUUGGACAUAUUACUCGUAUCUUCAAGUAUCUCUAUCGUGUCUGAUGUGAAAUGUGUCUCAAAAACAAAGACAGCGAACGUGAGAUUAUUUAUUAGUGUACAUUAGCUCCAUGUAUAGUGAGCGGUACAUCAUCUGGAAUGGCCUGAUAUAAACAGGCAGCCCACAGGGAUGACAGGAGAAAGUUGAAGAAUCCUCUGUUGUACAGUUAAUUCAUAUUGACAGUGAUCAUUAUUACUAUUAUUAUACCGAUUGAUGUCCCGGUGUCACCCUAAAGACAACAACACGCCCUCCUGGUGCUAUAUAGCUUCUAAUUCUACAAGCUCCAAGACACCCGACGUAGUCUUCCUGUAGGGCGUGGUGUGCGGCGCUUACUCCCACACUUCUUACGCCUUCACGUCUCCCUUGGAUAUUGGAUGUCUCUUGUAGCGUUUGUAGUGCUUCUUGAAAAAGCUUGACCAUGUGUGUAAGUGUAUGUGAUGAAGGAAGGGAGGGAAGCAGUGUUUGCAGGAAGGGAAGCAAGGUAUGGCGAGGUUCAAGCAGUCAGUCGCCAUAUACUGCCUUCCACAAACCCUCACACCUGGUCGAGUAGGCGGCGUUUAUAUUCUUAUGCGAUUUUUUAAUAAAGCUAAUUAUCUCAA